GUUCUAGAGUUACUGUAGGAAUCUCCAUAAUUGUGUAAUAGCAUUGAAAUGUCAGCUCAGGUAUGGGAGGAAUUAACCCUAGGCUGCCGGCUCCUGACACGGUGGCUGCCAGCUAUUUUGGGUGCUGCUGCAUUUAUCUGAUAUGGAAGGAGUGAAGAUGGUGCUGAACCCUGAGGACCAUCUGGAGGUGUAGCUGGAGCCCUGGGAAGGAGGGGAGAAUAUGCUUUUUCCACUUUUAGCUGUGUGGAAACGGGCUGCUUGGUGCCCUGAUGCUGGACUUGAGCUUCUAUUGGGCUGGAAGGGGUGAUGCUGCUCCCCUAGGAUACACCCCAUAGGGGUAGGGGAGUUUCUGGACUGCUUUUGCUGCCCCAGGUAGUAUCCCGAGAGCAGCCCCUGCCUGGCCUUAUCUCCUUGGGGUCAACACCCUCCCCUUGGGUAAUGCUGGUGAAACCGCAGCAUUUGGCCUGGGAGCAGAUAUGACCCCCGGCCGGCGCAGCUGUGGAGCUGGAUCGUGCUCCCUGGAGAAGGUGCUGGCCUGCCUACAAUGAAGAUAAUUUAACUUCAGCCCCACUUGUAGCACCAUCAUCUUCAUCCUCUGUGUUGGGCUCUGGUUUUGCUGCCAUGGGCUCAGCCAGGCAUGAGGUCUACACGCCGGCGGCUGUCAGCGCCCCCGCUUCUCGAGGCGGAUCUCUCUGUGACACCCCCCAAGGCCCCGAGCUCAGGACCCUCUGUUCAGCCUCGGCGGGACGGCUACCGGCCAAGAGGAAGCUGGACCUGGAGGGCCCCGAAUUUCGCAUGCCCAAGGGGAAGGGCUGGACACUGGCACAGGUCCCCAGCCCCAGGACCCCCAAGUCUCCUGGGGAGAAGACUCGCUACGACACCUCAUUGGGGCUGCUCACCAAAAAAUUCAUCCAUUUGCUGAACGAGUCUCCUGACGGUGUUGUGGAUCUGAACCGGGCUGCGGAGGUGCUGGAGGUCCAGAAACGUCGCAUCUACGACAUCACCAACGUACUGGAGGGCAUCCAGCUCAUCCGCAAGAAAUCCAAGAACCACAUCCAGUGGAUGGGGACAGGGAUCUUUGAGGACGCAGCGAUGGUGGCGAAGCAGCAAGUGCUGCGAGGGGAUCUGGCUGAACUGGCUAGGACAGAGAGGAUGCUGGACCGGCUCAUGCAGGACUGUGCCCUGCAGAUCCAGCAGCUGGCUGACAAUGAGACCAACCAGAGGCUGGCGUACGUCACCUACCAGGACCUCCGUGCCAUCAGCAGCUUCCAAGAACAGACGGUGAUUGCCGUGAAGGCUCCCCCUGAGACACAGCUGGAGGUGCCAGAUUUCAGUCAGGAGAACUUCCAGCUCCACCUGAAGAGCACCAAUGGCCCCAUUGAGGUGUACCUCUGCCCAGAGGAGAUCACAGAAGAAGGCCCCACCAAGGAGCACCCUGUCCCCUUUGCUGCCACCUCCCCAUGGGAUGACCCCGUACCCUUUUCCCUGCCAAACAGCUCCCCAUCAGCUAAACAGCCACCCUACCCCAUCUCCCAGAGAUGGGGGGGCACAGGAAGCCCUCUCUCACCCCCAUCUCUGCCUCUCCCCAUCCAAGGGGGACCCAGCUCACUGCUGGAGAUGGAGCCUGGGCUCCUGGGUUCCCCUGCCCACCUUCUGCAGCAGACGGAGGACCAGCUGCCCUGCACCCCCUCCCACCUGGACUCAGGACCCUUCAUCACCUUCUCACCUGCCCUGGAACAGGAUGACUAUCUCUGGGGGCUUGAGGGCGAGGGUGUCACAGACCUCUUUGAGACAUAUGACCUGGGGGACCUGCUGAAGCACUGAGUGUCCCCCCGCCAGUCAUCAUUUCCUUUGUUCCCUCUGGCCACUUGUGUCCCGAGCGCAUGGGAUCUGUGUGGGGUGACUGGAGAGAUUGGGGAGCACUGUUUUUUCUGAGGAUGGCAGGGAGAGGGGGACUUGUGUUGCUCACCCAGUGUGGUUUCUCUGCACUCUCCUGGGUUGGUUGUCACCUCACUGGGCUCUGGGAGUGCCCUGGGAUCCAUCCAGGACUCAUCCCAGCAUCCCCCUGUAAAUCCAUGGGGUACUGAUGCUUCCCACCCUUACCCCACAGUUGGGGGUGCCUUUUGGGUGCCCCAGAUGGGUUAGGGACACCCUUGGGUGGCAGAGAAACCUCUGCCCAGAAUGGUCUGUGUCAUGUUUUGGGGUCACUCCAGUUGUUCCUCAGUUAAACUGGUUCUUCAUGGUCUCAACAGGUCAUUUCCAGUGGCACAUUCCCACCAUGGCUGGAAUAUCCUUAAAAAAACAUUCAGGCAGCAAAGCUGAAGUCAUCUUUGGGUGAGGGAAGGGUGAAGCUCACAUGGCUCUGGCAAAUCUCUGGCUGGAACGUGGAGCUGUAUUCUCUGAGGGACUACAGCCCCUCUGCCCCGGUCCACACCAGUUCCCUCCCUCCAGCCUCUUGGAGCUAUUGGUGCUGGGAGUAUAAAAACUGGAAUGUACAGGGAAGAGGUAUGCCUGGAGGAGGCGAUGACCUGCAAGAGAGGGGCUUGGGAAACAGCUUGGGACAAGCCCUGGGACAUGGGGUAGGAUAGGGCUUUUAACUGUGCCAUUCCUUGCAAAAUAUCUGUAAUUAUUGCACUGUAUUUAUCUGGGUUCCCCCUUUGGUGUGGGGCUGGGAGGGAUUGGAUUUGUCAGUGGGUGUAUUUAAGUUUUCCUUCCUUGGGUUGUUGGUGCCCCUGUAGAUUGGCUCAAGAGAUGGUGUGGGUGAGAAUAUGUUUUGGCCUGGAAAAACGUGUGGCACUUUUUCUGCCCAGGAGGGGUUGAAAUAAAAUAUA
Molecule: messenger RNA, 2831 nt
Organism: Poecile atricapillus (Black-capped chickadee)
Lineage: Eukaryota; Metazoa; Chordata; Aves; Passeriformes; Paridae
Gene: E2F2
Product: E2F transcription factor 2
Exons: 7
Coding region: 622-1824 (400 amino acids)
Biological process (GO): regulation of transcription by RNA polymerase II
Cellular component (GO): RNA polymerase II transcription regulator complex
Molecular function (GO): RNA polymerase II cis-regulatory region sequence-specific DNA binding; DNA-binding transcription factor activity, RNA polymerase II-specific; protein dimerization activity
Source: RefSeq, a predicted model, not a curated record